GAAAUACUGAUCGUCCCCAGCAGCUCUGCCACUACGUAAAUCAGCCUCGAGCCAAAUCCAACCUCUUCAUUCCUUCGAAUGAGAAACCAAUUCGUUUCUUUCUCAAUAUGGUGAUUCAUUCUCCAUUCCACACGUGUCAGUGAGGCUGGAGUACAGAGUUUUCUUCACCUUCUGCUCUUUUUGCUUUUUGCGAGCUUCAUGCCUGGCCAGCACCGGUCCACAGGCGAUUUGAUACUUGCUAAUAAAAAGAGUCGUGGAAUGGAUCUUUAAUUCCAAGGAAUUGUUCUGCUUUCUCAUGGUCUUUGGAUCGUCAUGUCAUGGACGGAAAAGGCAUCUGGCCGUCGAGUGAAAGGACCAGCCAGGGCUUGGCUGUAGAGGAGAGCAAGGUAGCGGAUUCACCGCAGGGGCUUAACAAAACUGACUAUCGAGAGGAAGAAGAUGACGACGACGACGAUAACGACGACGACGAUGAUGAUGCGUCUGAUACAGCAUCAAUAAAAUCAACCAAAUCAUUCGAAGCGCAGAAUAUCCAUGUCACUAUCCAACAUGGCCGCAGAUACUGCGAUGACUUCUACUUCAUGCCCAACGACGAGACCGAAAGUACCCGUCUGAACAUCAUCCACCAGAUCUACCUCAUCCUCCUCGACGGCAAGCUUACCGCCGCGCCCCUGGCCAAAGACGCACCACGAAUCCUCGACAUCGGCACCGGCCCCGGCGACUGGGCUCUCGAAAUGAGCAGCCUAUACCCGAGAGCUACCAUAAUCGCAACAGAUAUCAGUAUCUUCGAUACCGGACUUGCACACAUCGACCUCCCCAACGUAUUCUUCCAGCUCGACGAUGCUCGCGAGGGGUGGACGUACCACGAGCCCUUUGACCUGAUCCAUAUGCGUGGUCUUUCGGGCGCGUUCAACGACUGGCCUGUCAUGUAUCGACAGGCAUUCGAACAUCUCAACCCGGGCGGGUACAUUGAGAUCGCGGAUUCGGACCCAGCAGGCGACUCCGUGACGUUUCCGAAUUCAGAGAGCUCGUACUUUCAUAUCUACACGGGUGCCAUGCGCUCCGCUGCCGAGGCAUUGGGAUGCCCACGCGAUCUUAACCAUCUGAAACCCAACAUGCUCUCCGCUGCGGGAUUCGUGGACGUCCGUGUCUUCGAACGCACCGUCCCCAUCGGGUUAUGGCCGCAGGACCUGCACGAGAAAACCCUGGGGAAGAUGACAUUGAUCGCUGUGCUUGAGGGUCUGGAAGCGUAUGGUCUGCGGCCGCUUACGGCUACUGGAUGGAUGGCAGAUGCAGUCAUGGAUCUAUGCGAAAAAGCAAAAAUGGAGAUCAUGAGCGCGGAUCGGAUGACUGCGCGCGUGAAAUUUAUGACUGGGAGGAAACCGAUUUCGAGGAUUCAGAUGAAGGAAAUGAGGCAGAGGGAGGUGCUUGCUAAGGCCUUGCGGAAGGUUGAGGAGUGAUACCAUUGUAAUUACCGGAUGCCUGGGUCUGAAUGAGAAGAUUGUAAUUAACUGCCUUGUACUAUUGUAGACUCAAUAACUGCACGAGAAUGACGAUUAUCUACAAACAAAUAGGUAUAAACCACUUUUUUCUAAGCAAACUCCGUCCGAAUCCCAUAAUGCAGAAACACGACUCAUGCAACAAGUAUAGAGUAAACAAAGAUUACAGCUGAAACUUGGUCCUCUCUUUCUCCAUUCCACCCUUCCAUUGCCAUUCCUGUCCGCUGGCCUUAUGAAUCCCCUUAUCGACACGACGGAGCUUAAGUGUGAAUCGCGGCCCAAGUUCCUGCAAGCCAGCACGGAUACCCUCUGCGCCCUGCAUUUCUUUACCGUCCGCCCCGACU
Messenger RNA from Aspergillus ruber CBS 135680, 1840 nucleotides. Its product is annotated as class I SAM-dependent methyltransferase. Gene Ontology annotation, molecular function: methyltransferase activity. The record is from RefSeq and is a predicted model, not a curated record. Bases 318 to 1457 code for a protein of 379 amino acids. Lineage: Eukaryota; Fungi; Ascomycota; Eurotiomycetes; Eurotiales; Aspergillaceae. The transcript is spliced from 2 exons.